This is a messenger RNA of Acaulospora morrowiae, 976 nucleotides long. NCBI's taxonomy places the organism in Eukaryota, Fungi, Glomeromycota, Glomeromycetes, Diversisporales, Acaulosporaceae. The record is from the annotation of a GenBank genome assembly.
AUGACCGAUGCGAAUAUCUCAAAAACAGACCUCGAAAAUGUCUGCCAAGCCCUCGGUAUUGCUACUAACGGUAUUAAAGCAGACCUGAUUCAAAGAUUGAGAAGGCACCUAAAAGGGAAAAAUCGUGCCAAAAGUAAUGACUCCGAAAUAACCUGUAGAAAUGAGGAGGAAUGUCAAAACAUGGUGGGCCAUGAUCACCUCUCAGACACGUCAGAAAUAGAUUUAAACCAGCAAGCAAGAACCUUAAGAGAAUUGGCACGUUUGUCACGAAAAGGAGUAGAACCACGAGAUUCUUUAGAUAGAGAACAAUCACUAAGUCUUGAAAAUGAUAGGCCGGAACCUAAGCAAAAUUUACUAAAUAAAAAACGUCGCCUACCAAGUGAUGAAGAUCGAGAAUCGACGGAAAACAAAAUGUUAACAGAAUUUAAGCGAUUAGAGAGUGCUGUAUUAACAAUGAAUGAUAAGCUAAACAAUGUAACAGCGCAAGUACAUGACACAAGACAAAAAGUUGAAGUAAAUGAGACUUGGCAAAAACAUAAGUUUGAAAAAUCACGCGAUCAGCACGAGUAUGAUGCCCUGCGAAAAAUCGGCAAAGAAUUAGACUUAGCAAUGGAAUCUCGUAGUACAAUGGAGGUAGUAGACCAUAUAAAUAAUGCACGAGAAAUAGCAUUAAAUCGUAUAUUUACAUUAAGGGUGGCCGAAGGGUAUGGCUGGGAUAUUGCAUCUGCCCUACCUGAUACACAGAAUGAUUGGAUGAAAGGAAAAGAUUCAUUAAUCGAAAAAGCGAAAACAUUAGUGGAGGUAAAAAAGGUAAAGCGACAAAAGAUAUAUGAACAACCAAAGGCUAACAGCCAUACCUAUUGGGGAAACAAUUACUGGGAUUCUGAGAAGUUUUUUCGAGCCAACCAUCGAAGCAAGAACAACAAUCCAAACUCCGGCAAGUGCUACAUCUGUAAAGGAUAUGGACACUACGCAA